Ochotona princeps (American pika) is the source of this 3342-nucleotide messenger RNA. RefSeq names its product HMG-box containing 4 (gene HMGXB4). The record is from RefSeq and is a predicted model, not a curated record. Bases 782 to 2587 code for a protein of 601 amino acids. Lineage: Eukaryota; Metazoa; Chordata; Mammalia; Lagomorpha; Ochotonidae. The transcript is spliced from 11 exons.
CAGGAAUUCGCCGUGCUUGGCCAUGGGAGGAAGCCUCGUGGAGAAUGACAAGACCUGCUCCUCUCCUAGGGGAAAGUCAACGAAAUGUCUACAAGUGGCAAGAGUGGAACUGCAACCUCUGGUGAUGUGGGAAGAUGACGGCGCGGGAUGCUGUGUCCCCGGCUGCCUCCGGCCUGGCCCAGACUGCAUCUUAGGGCUUUGCCUGCAGCCUGUUUAGUGGCACUCCUGGAUUCUCUUUUUGUUUUUUCCCCAAGAUUCACUUCUAGUCCUGGCUUGAAGAUUACUGGAGAGACCACGGGGGUGCAUAUCCCCUCCAAACUUACCUUCUGAAACUUUUCCUGUGUUUAGGAUUGGAAUUUCCAAAGCAACAUCAACACUGCAUCGGAUGCGUUUAACUUUUCUCCCAGUCACUUUGGUCCUGCUGUGAGCCCCUGUGUGUGGCAUCUGUGGACAUACAAGUUCAUAUCCUGAAGACCAGUCCCAUGAGAGCCGUUUAGUCAUAAGCACAUUUCAUUAAAAAUCAUUUUAAAAAAUCGUGGCUUAUUCCAUAAACAAUAUGAAAGAACGAACCUAAACCGUCAUCCCUUAGCAUCCUGAGGCGAGCAUCACUAUAAAAUCCAUCCCCUCCUUGGAGUUGCCAACAUCGACAUUUAUAGUGAUGGAAUUCAGGAGGAUGAAUAUUCAUAACCUGUUUGACAUUUGCCAACAAAAAUGCCUGGUCCUGUAGACGGGAAGGCGCCUGGACACAGUGACACAUUCUCAAAGGCCCUGCAGGACCGCCAUGGCUUAUGAUGACUCCCUGAAGAAAGAAGAUUGCUUUGACGGGGACCACAGCUUUGAGGACAUAGGACUCGCAGCCGGCCGAAGCCAACGAGAAAAGAAACGAUCUUACAAAGACUUCUUAAGGGAAGAGGAAGAAAUCGCUGCUCAGGUCAGGAGUUCUUCCAAGAAGAAACUAAAGGAUAGUGAACUUUACUUCCUGGGGACGGACACGCACAAGAAGAAGAGGAAGCACUCCUCUGAUGACUACUACUAUGGAGACAUUCCGUCUCUGGAAUCGUCACAGAAGAAAAAGAAGAAGUCCAGCCCGCAGUCGACCGACACCGCCAUGGACCUGCUGAAAGCCAUCACUUCCCCGCUGGCGGCAGGCGCCAAGCCCUCCAAAAAGCCGGGGGAGAAGUCUUCCAGCUCUUCCAGUCAUUCAGAGAGCAAAAAGGAGCACCACAGGAAGAAACUCAGUGGAAGCAGUGGGGAGCUCCCCGUGGAAGAUGGGGGCUGCCACAAACCCAAAAAGAUGAAGCCCCUCUAUGUGAACACAGAGACACUCACCCUUCGUGAGCCCGAUGGCUUAAAAAUGAAACUCAUUCUCUCACCAAAGGAAAAGGGGAGCGGCUCAGUUGACGAGGAGUCUUUUCAGUACCCCUCUCCACUAGCGACUGUGAAAAAAUCCUCCAAGAAGUCCGCUCGGGAUGAGCAAGGUGCUUUACUGCUGGGGCACGACCUGCAGAGCUUUUUGAAAACAGCCCGGAAGAAGCACAGGUCCUCCUCAGACCCACACUCCUCUCCUGGCCCUGAGGGCUGUGGGCCUGACGCCGCCCAGUGCCCAGAAUCCCACAGUGCUAACCUGGACCUUUCAGGGCUCGAACCUAUCCUGGUAGAAUCCGAGUCGUCCUCUGGUGGGGAGCUGGAGGCCGGGGAGUUGGUAAUAGAUGAUUCUUACCGGGAAAUCAAGAAGAAAAAGAAGUCAAAGAAGAGCAAAAAGAAGAAGGACAAGGAGAAGCACAAAGAGAGGCGGCAUUCCAAAUCCAAGAGGAGCUCGGGCCUCGUGGCCCCAGCCGGGGGAGACGUGCCUGCCGCACCCGGCCCUCCUCCCAGCACCCUGGGCCCUGGCGCCGCUGCCACUCCCCCUCCACUGCCUGGCCUCCACACGGACGGGCACAGCGAGAAAAAAAAGAAAAAAGAAGAGAAGGAUAGAGAGAGAGAGAGAGGUGAAAAGCCCAAAAAGAAGAGCAUGUCGGCCUACCAGGUGUUCUGCAAAGAGUACCGUGUGACCAUCGUGGCCGACCACCCAGGCAUAGAUUUUGGGGAACUAAGUAAAAAGCUGGCUGAAGUGUGGAAGCAAUUGCCAGAAAAGGACAAACUGAUUUGGAAACAAAAAGCUCAGUAUCUGCAGCACAAGCAGAACAAAGCAGAAGCCACAACUGUGAAGCGGAAAGCAUCGAGCUCCGAAGGCUCCGUGAGAGUGAAAGCUUCUUCUGCAGGAGUACUGUCACCCCAAAAGAAGUCCCCACCCACCACCCUGCUAUUACCAGCCUCGCCGGCCAAAGCCCCUGAGACAGAGCCCAUUGAUGUGGCUGCGCAUCUCCAGCUGCUAGGAGAGUCGCUCAGCCUCAUUGGACACCGCCUGCAGGAGACAGAGGGCAUGGUGGCCGUAUCCGGCAGCUUGUCUGUGCUUCUGGAUUCCAUCAUCUGCGCACUGGGCCCUUUGGCGUGUCUUACCACACAACUGCCUGAACUGAAUGGCUGUCCCAAACAAGUCUUGUCAAACACGCUUGACAACAUUGCUUACAUCAUGCCUGGACUGUGACAGCCAAGAGCCUGGGACAGAAACCUUGUCCUUCGCCCUUGCCGGUUUGUGUGUACAUAACUGUGCAGAUCCCUCUGCUGGCCUCUGGGUGUAGGUUUUAAAUUUUUUAUAUAUCUAUACAUACAUAUAUAUAUAAUGUACAGUGUAUACAUAGGACUGUAACUACUUUGCUUUAAAUAAUUUGAUGAAAUGGCAAAGGUUUAACCAAGAGGAAACUUUGGCUUGAAUGUGGGCUUGGGAUUCCUUUUUUUCUCCUAUGGUGGACAAAUCUGCCUUAAAAAUCAAUGUAACUUGGGGGCUGGGGGCUUGUUCUGGGUGCCAAGUGCAUCUCUCUAUGGACUGCUAAAAUGAUUGUUUUUUCCAAGCUCAGCUACACCUCCAGGCCCAUCACUGACCAUUUGCCUUACCUAUCUUAUAGUUGGACAUGUGAUGGAAAAGAUUGUGUGGGGAGGCCAAGUGAUGUUAGUUUGUACAAAGCCUUUCAACCUGAAGCAACCUGGGUGGGAGAUGAAACACCAUUUGCAUGGUAGUUACUAAGAUGGCUCAGUUGAACUGAGCAGAGGGGUCAUCGGGUUCAUCCAGAUGUCCAUGUCUCCAAACCGAUUGUAAUCAUUGGUACCAUCCCAGCCUCAGUAGAGGCCGCAGAGCGGAGGUGAGCCCCAGCGGACAGCAGAAGCUGCCAGGGCCUGCCAUGAGGCCGCACACGCUCCGAGCUCCCAGGGUGUUUGGUGCACACUGCUGGGAGUUAGCCUCUU